Messenger RNA from Penicillium subrubescens, 3171 nucleotides. RefSeq names its product putative ARID/BRIGHT domain protein (SWI1). NCBI's taxonomy places the organism in Eukaryota, Fungi, Ascomycota, Eurotiomycetes, Eurotiales, Aspergillaceae. Gene Ontology annotation, cellular component: nucleus; SWI/SNF complex. The record is from RefSeq and is a predicted model, not a curated record. Gene Ontology annotation, biological process: regulation of transcription by RNA polymerase II. Bases 1 to 3171 code for a protein of 1056 amino acids. Gene Ontology annotation, molecular function: transcription cis-regulatory region binding. The transcript has a single exon.
AUGAACGCUUGGCUCGCCGACGCCUCGAAUAUGCCUGGCCAGGAUAAUGGCGCCUUCAAUCCUUCUACUAUAGACCCCUCAGCCGCCUUUCUACAUGCCUCUCCCAACCCCCAGGACCCCAAUCAGUUCCAGCGUAUGUUCAAUGGCGUGCCACGGAAUGCCUCCCCGGGUUUCCACAACCCUAACCAGGUAAUUCCAUCCAAGCGAGCCCGACCAGAAGAUGGAAUGCCUAUGUCGCCGCGCCCUGCCCCCGGUGCGGGUGUCACUGGGUCGCGAUCCCAGACUCCCCAUCAAGUGCCAUUCCCUGGCUAUCAAGGCCCCGCAAAUGGAGCCCAAUUUCCUCAACAUCCGACACCUUACCAACACCUCCAGCAAGGCGCGUCACCCAAUGUCGGCCAGUCGCCCAUAAUCCAAGACUUUGACCAACAAAGUGCGCGCAUGGGAACAGCCUCACCCAGCCCUUAUUCCCCUGCCGGCCCGCACGUGGGUGGCCCUCACAUGUCACCUUCGCAGUCGGAUGGCAGCCGUGUGAACACACCUCAGAAUGGCCAAUUCAUGCCUGGACAAGGAUUCCCUCAGUCCAUGAACGCACAGUUUCAGCAGGCGCCUGGGAUGACCUCGGCAGGACCGCAACCCCCCAUGCAGGCUCAACAAUUCAAUGGGAUGCAGCAGAUGCCUCAGAGCUAUCACCAAGCCAUUGCGGCUCAGCAGCAGCGGCUUCGUCAAAUGCAAAUGCAGCAAAGUCAACAGAUGAAUGCCAACCCUCAAAUGGCGGGUCGCCCGCAAGUACCUGGUGGUAUGAACCCGAUGGCGAAUCCUCAGCAAAUGGCUGCUAUUCGACAGAUGCAACAGCAGCAGCAGCAGCAGCAGCAAAGCAUGGGCAAGCCGAAUAACCCGGAGAUGUUCAUGCGAACGUUACAAAAAUUCAUGAUGUCACGAAACCUACCUUUGGAUCCCAAUCCUAUUAUCAGCGGUCGUCCCAUCAAUGUCAUGCAAUUGUAUGGCACUGUGAUGAAAAUGGGCGGGUCGAAGAAAGUGACUGCGUUGAACUUGUGGCCGACGGUUGCACAACAGCUCCAAUUCCCUCAAGUCCAGUUCCCUAUGGCCGCUCAGGAGGUUCGGGAAUACCACCAAAGGAACCUGGCUCCUUAUGAGCAGGCGUAUUUUCAAUCCCAGUCAAAGCAGUUUGCCGAGAUGCAGCAGCAACAGCAGCAGCAACAGCAGCAACAGCAGCAACAGCAGCAGCAGCAACAGCAGCAGCAGCACCAGCAGCAGCAGCACCAGCAGCAGCAACAGCAGCACCAGCACCAGCAGCAACAGCAGCACCAGCACCAGCAGCAGCAACAGCAGCAACAGCAGCAGCAACAACACCAUCAUCAGCAGCAGCAGCAGCCGCAGCCGCAGCAGCAACACCCCGUUGGGAUCCCUCGCCAACCUAGCGAUCCCUCAGCGAUGCAAUUCCAGUCUCCCCAGGUUAAACCACGCCAGGGCUUUGAACAACCACAGCCGCUUAUUCCCCACACCCCUCAACACAGCACCCCCGUCUCCAAUAAUGCCCAGGCUACGCCGGUCAAUGGCUUCGCCACACCCACACAGGCCCGAAGUCAAAGCAAGCCACCUCAGCCCGCUCACCGGCUCAGUGUCUCAAGACAGUCACAGCCACCAGCUCCUCCACCGGAAGCUGCGGGACAAUUUGCCGCACCUUCGCCAUCACAGCAAGGGAAGCCUUCUAUGACUCCAGUCCAGCAACCGGUGCAAGCGCCGGAACCCAAGCAAGACCAAGUAGUCAAGCGACCGAUUGAAGACCCCUUCAAACCGAUGGUCAUCACCGAGCAACGGCUUCAUGGACCUAUUCAAGUGGAUGAGAUGUACCAGAUUGGCGAGGAGAUUUCAACGCUUAGGCCCACUGUACCAAGCUUCCCUGAAUUGGGUCUGGUAGAUAUCCAUGCAUUGACCAUGAGUUUGAAGUCUGGCAUUCAUGCUGAAGUUCGACUUGCGUUGGACACACUUACCACCCUUUCCUGCCAUCAAGGCGUUCAGAUCUCACUUGAGAACGCAGAGGACUUGGUGGAGAGCUUAGUGGAUUGUGCUGAUGAUCAGGCUGACCUUUUAUCCGAUCACAUUCAAGAAGUCUCUGAUGUGAUAUCCCUGCGCUCAUAUGAAGAUGUCACCCGGGGCUGCCAGUCCGAACACACCUCACUCGCAAAUGUGCCCGAAUUUGGGAGCCUCGACUAUGAGUUGGACCGUGCUGUGGAUCGUCUGAUUUGUAUCACCACCAUUUUCCGGAACCUUUCAUUUAGCGAGUCCAACUUUGGGCCAUUGGGAGUGCCGUCCGUUACCCAGUGCUUCGCAAACGUCUUCCGGAACAUCGGCACUCGCGACAAAUAUCUGCGAACUGACCAGAAUUUGUUGGACUUUAUGAAAGAUGCUGUCAUUUUCAUGAGCAAUUUGGCUCAUGUCAUGCAAAUACCUGGGAAGGAGGAGGCCCUUAGUCUGUUGCACUUCCUCCUGGCAUUCUCGCCUUUGCCAGGCCCCAUAGCUGUGAAGCCCGGCCAGAUUAUGUUCGCUGCGUUUAAUCCUUCGAUUCACCGGUACACUCCUGCUGCUACGGAUGCUCUUGCUAAGUUGCUGGCCAGAGAUGAUCCGAACCGCAUUUACUUCGGUGCCAUCUUCUCUGGAGACGGUUCUACCCCUCCGCAGCCCGAGCUUCUAACCCGCACAUUCGGCCUUGCCGCCUGUGCGAUUCCGGAUAAGAAACCUCUAGCAGUUGCGGAUGCCCGCAUGGUCUUCCUCAUGCAAGGUCUUCUGGCGGCUGACGUUCUCACCACCUUUGCUGAUGGGGCUUUGGCUAAGCUAUGGCUUGGUUCCGUCGACGGAUUCGCCAUUCACCUUUUGCGCGUGUCCUGUCUGCUGUGCACAGAGCGUCUUCCGAAUAUCAACCCGCGCCAAGGCCGGCAAGCGGAGGCCGAAGCCUAUGCCUACACUUCAAUUAUCCAUCGUGGACUCGCCAUCCUGCGCCGGCUUGCUGAAAAGUCCAAGCAAGUGGACAACGCCUCCCCCUCCAUCUCCCUUCCGGUAUCCUCCCCAGCAAAGAGAGCUUGCUUGGUGCCUUACUUCUCGCGAACAUGGACCCCACCAUCAUUCGUCAACUCCUCACGUACGCCAACUUAG